Trematosphaeria pertusa is the source of this 1544-nucleotide messenger RNA. RefSeq lists its product as uncharacterized. The coding region runs from base 166 to 1476 and encodes 436 amino acids. The record is from RefSeq and is a predicted model, not a curated record. Lineage: Eukaryota; Fungi; Ascomycota; Dothideomycetes; Pleosporales; Trematosphaeriaceae. The transcript is spliced from 4 exons.
GUACAGUCCCACUUGAAACGGCCCCGGUAGACGCAAUGCAUUCUCCGAAAGCCUGCCCCACGUGUCCGAUCCUUGAACUCUUGAACUCUUAAACUCGUAACCGGGACGCCUCCCAUCGCACCUUCCCGACCAGUGCGGCUUUCUGCUGAAUACUGCCUGUCCAUCAUGGCGACCGAUGUCUCAGCCUAUAUCGAUCUCCUGCCAGAGCAGCUCCCUCCAGAUCCCGCUCGCGAGUGGAAGAUCAACCAUCCGGGCAAAAUCGACAAGCAUACUUCGCAGGUUCUGAUCGGCGUAUUCACUGCUUUUGCCACCAUAGCAGUGGCUCUCCGCAUCAUCGUCCACCUCCGAAAGCGCGGCAGACUCUUCGUCGACGACUACCUCGUCUUCUUCGCCACAGCAUGUCUCCUCGUCGAAACCGGCGUCCUCUACCACAACCUGCACAUGAUGUACGUUGAGGCAACGCUCGCCCACGACCCGAACAAUAUCGCGCUCUUCACCCGCGGAGACCUCCAGGAGUUGAUCAAUGACUACCUGAAAUGGAAUAAUAUAUAUAUCGCCUUCGCUUGGACGACAAAUUAUGUCAUCAAGCUCUCGUUCCUGGCGUUCUUCCGCGUGCUGGUGAGAGAUGUUUCGAGGGGGUUGAACUGGUACUGGUGGUUUGUGCUGUGCUUUACCGUCGCAUCCUGGCUCUUCAACUUCACCGAGAACAUGAUACUGUGCGGGGCCAGCAAGAGCUUAAAGUGUUUCCCAUAUCCGCGAUACAACCUCGAAAUGGGCGGUGCCAGCACUGCUGCCGACAUCAUCACCGACAUAAUGAUCGUUUCGAUUCCCAUCUUGCUCCUGCAUAAGACGCAGCUGCGCCUCAGCCACAAGAUUCGCAUCCUCACGUUUCUCUGCCUGAGCAUCGUCAUGGUCGCCCUUGCCCUUGCACGCCUCAUUCAUGGCCUGACUCGCGACUACUCUGGCGUGCUUACUUUCUCGAUGAUCUGGACUCAUCUGUGGCUGCACCUCGAGAGCAGCGUUGCGGUGCUCAUGGGCGGCGUUACAGCCUUCCGAACUGUAUUCGCCAGGCAAGUCAGAGACGAUGAUAAGGCCAAAGGGAGGAGGUCAAACUCCACCCUCUAUGAGUAUGUCCUGCGCUUCUUCGGCAAGAGCAGGCCAGCGGACAGCGAGAUUAGCUCGAGCGUUGGGGAGAAAAAGGAAGGCUUUUUGCAAGGCCCGCGGACCGGAGCGUCGCUGAAGGGACUGCGCACGUUUAUAAGAAGGCAUGACAGGGAGCCGGGCCAUACGACGGUGGAAGAUACGAUGGCGAGUUGCACGUACGAUCCGCUUGAAAGCUAUCACAACUUCAAACGCCACGAAGACGGGAACCAGAAGACGCCCAGUAGCACAACAUUCCAGGGUAGUGGCAGUAUUGAGGAUUACGAAAUGCCGGGACGACCGCUGCCGGUACUACAGACACAUAACAUGGUCUGAGUUGGGCGGAAAUGAAAUACAAAUCUUACCAAGCUCUUCUUGAUGGCGCGGUGGUCGGAUUUCCUCGC